AGAUUUCAGAUUUAGCAAUUUAGCGCUGUCAGACAUCACUUGCAUUAGUUGUCAAAAUCGGGAACGUCGAAAAUUAGAGUCUCUGUUUUAUCAAACGAUUGUGAAAAAUUUUCAUUUUUAAAAUUCGAAGAAAAUGAAGAAGGACGCAAAUGAUAAAAUCCCCGAAAAUUUCGAUUUCGAUGAGGAGGUCGCUCGUCUUAUGGUCGAAUAUGACGUGAUAAUUGUAGCUGAAUGGGAUGAAUCAAUUUUUGAUGAGAUUGAAUUUGAGGACAGCAACGAGGGCGACCACAAUCCAACACCUAAUGAGGGCAAUCAGUAGGUGCGAUAACGCAAAGAUAUAUAUUUAAAUAAUGGAGCUCUGGAUACUGCAUUUUUCACAAUCUGUUUGUUAUCAUUAACUCUCAUUAAAAUUCUUUGCCAUAUUGCCAUGUA
Molecule: messenger RNA, 432 nt
Organism: Drosophila erecta
Lineage: Eukaryota; Metazoa; Arthropoda; Insecta; Diptera; Drosophilidae
Exons: 2
Coding region: 134-319 (61 amino acids)
Source: RefSeq, a predicted model, not a curated record